AACACAACGUUAAGGCAAUACUGGAGACCAUUAUCUCUGUAUCACUGGAUCCGUUCACUUACCUCUUGAGACAGGAGUGAAGACAUAGCACUUCCCACACACUCAUCACUACUGAAGACACAUUUGGAGGAAUUUGUGUCCAAUUGAUGGCAACAAUAGAUUUGGUUAAACAAGCGCUCAAAUCGACGACAAAGAUGUCACUGAAUGAUAGGUUCCAACUCUUGAGACAACAGAAUGUGUCCAACAAACCGAUGGCAAACACUAACACUAAUAGACAGGCAUUAAGACAGGGCUCGCAGCGGAACCGCAGACUCGCUCUUCAGAUGGCGAGCAGACCAUCGGUUUUGGCGGCCCUUCGGCUCAAUAACAACCAGAGGACACAAAACAGACAAAACAUUCAAAACAAUCGGCAAAACAUUAAACAAAGACUUGGAGUCAAACGUUUCAACAAUCAGUCGAUUAAUAAUCAAUUGAAUCGAAAUCAGUUCCCAAACAAU
Medioppia subpectinata is the source of this 497-nucleotide messenger RNA. The record is from the annotation of a GenBank genome assembly. Lineage: Eukaryota; Metazoa; Arthropoda; Arachnida; Sarcoptiformes; Oppiidae.